Sphaerodactylus townsendi is the source of this 4395-nucleotide messenger RNA. It is a transcript of the gene HTR1D, whose product is annotated as 5-hydroxytryptamine receptor 1D. Bases 971 to 2104 code for a protein of 377 amino acids. Gene Ontology annotation, molecular function: G protein-coupled serotonin receptor activity. The record is from RefSeq and is a predicted model, not a curated record. NCBI's taxonomy places the organism in Eukaryota, Metazoa, Chordata, Lepidosauria, Squamata, Sphaerodactylidae. Gene Ontology annotation, biological process: vasoconstriction; smooth muscle contraction; adenylate cyclase-activating adrenergic receptor signaling pathway. Gene Ontology annotation, cellular component: plasma membrane. The transcript is spliced from 5 exons.
GAAGCAGAGUCAAACCGGAUCAGGUGGUUGCCGACUUCUCCUCCCCCCGCCCCCAGUCCAGGGUCCCGCAAGCCGCCGGCUGAGCAACUGCCCUCCUCCCUCCCUUCUCUGCCUCCCGCAUCGCCUGCUCGGCCACUUUCUCGGGAGGCGCCGCAGCCGACAGGGCGGAGGACCCGGCAGCUGGAGGUUCGAAACUCCGCUCCAGAACACCGGGACGUCCGAAAGGGGUCGUGGCGCCUGGUCGGACCGGAGUGAGAACUGUAAACGCAGGGCAAGAGGAUUUCCCCGCGGAGCAGAAGGCGGACGAGCGGGGCACCGAAAGGCUCCGGAUGGUCCUGCUCGGAUCGGAUUGCUCUUCCCUCGGCAGCCGGACGAAGCAAGGAUCCGGUUUGGCGGCGCGGAUUCGGAUUGCUCCCAAACCCUGCCCCGCAUCCACCAAAAGCACCUAGUUUGACGUGUGUCAGCAGCUCGGAUGGCAGAUCCAACUGAGCAUCAUGAGUCACACAAGAUGAUCAAGCUUUUUGUGUCUUUUGAGUCCCAUGACUUUGCAGUCGAAAUGGGCACUUUACCUAAUGCUUGAUGCUGAUGAGUGAUUUGCAGAAGCUGAAUUCAGAGAGUCUUCUAAGAGGAUCUGCACACGUUUACCAACACAGAGAGUGCUUAAUAUCUGAAGCUCUUGCUUGUUGAUGAUGCAACAGAAAAAGAACCAGAAGUGUGCUAACUUUUUGAGUGGCAGUCCUCUUCUUAAAAGCACUGCAAUACAAUAUGAUAAGUCCAUAGGCUUUUGGGCGGAGAAAAGGGUUCCGUUGUGAGAGGACGAAGAAGAAGUUCAGUCACCAAGAUGUCAUAUCGAGAAUGCUAUCUAAGCUUGUACUCCAGAAGGCCUGGAUUUGGUAAAGAUUCAGCUACCUUCUUAAGAAGUGUGUAAAGGAUUAAGUCGAAAAGGAAAGAAAAAUCAGCUGAGCAGAGAAUGACCCUGUACAACCAGUCCUCAGAGUUUUCUGACUGGGGUAGGUCAAACAUGUCUCUGAACUCCAGUGCCAUACCACCAGACUGGGAAGAAGGGCCGUUGCUUGGCCUGAAAGUUUCACUGGCUGUGGUUUUGGCCGUGAUCACUCUGGCGACGAUGCUUUCCAAUACAUUUGUGAUCAUCACAAUUAUUCUUACGAGAAAACUCCACACCCCUGCAAAUUAUCUCAUCGGCUCCUUGGCUGCCACGGACCUCUUAGUGUCAAUCCUCGUAAUGCCGAUCAGCAUCACUUACACUGUCGGACGUAUAUGGACCUUCGGCCAGAUCAUGUGUGACAUCUGGUUGUCCUCCGACAUUACCUGCUGCACUGCCUCCAUUCUGCAUCUUUGCGUAAUUGCUUUGGACAGGUACUGGGCCAUCACGGAUGCUCUUGAAUACACUAAGCGCCGGACUGCUGGCAGGGCUGCUGUCAUGAUCGCCAUCGUUUGGGUUAUUUCUAUUUGCAUCUCGAUGCCGCCGCUGUUCUGGAGACAAGCCAAAGCCCAUGAAGAAGAAGCUUUUUGCACUGUGAACACCGAUCAGAUUUCCUACACAAUCUAUUCCACCUGUGGCGCCUUCUAUAUCCCAACAGUGUUGCUCAUUAUACUGUACGGUAGGAUUUAUGUGGCCGCCCGAUCCCGAAUCCUGAAGCCACCCUCUCUGUAUGGGAAGCGCUUCACAACUGCUCACCUCAUCACUGGCUCGGCGGGUUCGUCCCUCUGUUCCAUUAGCUCGAACCUUCAGGAAGGACAUUCCCAUUCUAGUGGCUCGCCCGUGUAUAUCAACCAUGUGAAAAUCAAAGUUGCUGAUAGCAUCUUGGAGAGAAAACGGAUUUCGGCUGCCCGAGAAAGGAAAGCCACCAAAACUCUGGGGAUUAUUUUAGGGGCCUUCAUUGUCUGCUGGCUGCCUUUCUUCGUGGUGACUUUGGUCCUGCCAAUCUGUCAGGAUGCCUGCUGGUUUCACCCCGUCCUGAUUGACUUUUUCACCUGGUUGGGGUACCUGAACUCCUUAAUCAAUCCUGUUAUAUACACGGCUUUCAAUGAUGAAUUCAAACAGGCUUUCCAGAAAAUGAUACAAUUCAAAAAGUGCUCCUAGGCGUAACCCUGUCUGGCUUCGACCCACUUGCCGAUGCAUAUGCUUACCCCCAUCCUGCCCACAGAAUUUCCUAUUGGGUGGGCGCUAAAUUGUUGUCUCAUUGUACCUGUGACCAACAGUCUCUUGCUUUUCAUUGUACUUCUUUCUGCUGUCUGUGAUGGUUCUAACUUUUAGCCCGUAUGCUGAACACGUCUAUCAGCGAAACCAGAGAGGAUUAAAGGGAAUGAAACCAUUUUCACGGCCCCCAGACAAGCUGAUUUUUCAGGCUAUCCAAAUCUCAUCAGAUCAGGGAAGCUAAGCAGGGCCCAACCUGGCGAGUAUUUGGAUGAGAGACCUCCACGGAAGUCCAGGAUCGCUACACGGAGAGGGGUGAUGGCAACCUGUUUGCUUCUUGCCUUGAAAACCUUUUGGGGUCAUGAUAAAUCGGCUGUGAUUUGACUGAACUUUCCACCACCAAAAUGACCGAAUUCCUCCGUUCUUGCUUUACUGUAAAUUAGAGAGUAGCCACCAGUCAACUUGCUCUUGAUCAUUUAUUUCCUGCCCCACAUCUUAUAACCUGGAGACUGUAAUGUCAGUUUACCUUUUAAAGCUUUUUGCAAGGACCACAGAGCAAAUUAUAUGAGGUUCUUUGAGCACCUAGAAAAAGUACAAUAUAAGCAAGUAUUAUUGUUUACUAUACAAACCUAUCAAAAAUGUGCGUCGUUUGUUCUUUAAAAGGUUUUCAUGAGGUGAAAAGGUCUGAGGUACCAGUAUGAUCCCAAAUUCAUGUUUCCUCAAACACAAUACAUAUAUAUAUAUUGCAGAUGAAAUACUUCCAAGCAAUUUCCAUUAUUGUGACAAACUGUGACUGUUCCGUGAAAUGAUUUUCUAAAAGGUCUAAGCAUGGUUAACACAGCAUACUUCCUGAAGGGGCUAUUUCCUCUGGGUACACUGUGAAGCUCAUACGGACAGCAGCAGCGCCGGCAGAAAAACAGAGUACUGGGGGAAGGAAGUUUUUUUAUCAGUCCCCCCAUGUCCCCUCUUAGCAGCUCUAAUCCCAAGAGGUGGCUCACCACAAUCUGUGUUAUCUUGUAAUGUUUUAAGAUAUUGUAAACUACCUUGGCAAUAAUUUGAUCCAAAAGCAGAAUGUAAAUCAUUACAAUAAUAAAUAAGAACCCUGGAGAAGCUUUUGAGGAGUUUCCUUGACAAAAAAAAAUCCCUUGUGACAGACAAGGUAUCCAAAAGGGGACUUGUCUGUUGUAACUGAUCUUCCCUUGAAAGGAACAUGAUUCACAGUCUUUGUUUUAGGCACUUUGGAAUUUGUUAUGGUAAUUGUUGACAGAGUAAGGCAGCAAAGGUGUGCAAUCUGGUUGAAGUGUAGAUAAAUGUUUAUUAACAACUAGGGCCAGAGAUUUUUUAUAGACUCCUAUUUCCUGACUACAUAACUAGCUGUGAGCAAAGAUAGAAUGGCGGGGAGGCUUCUAAGAAGAAGGGUAUUGCCCUAAGAGUAUCAGUCUGGGAGUGAUAAGUCAGACAAGCAUUUUUCCCCCCGUACUGAGGGCACGCAUGAAAACCUCCUUAAGAUUUUUGGAAUCUAGAUUUGUUCUGAACUAUAAAUCUUCCCCUCAGUUUCCAGGUGUUCUACAGGUAGUAGAACUGUGAGGCAAGUUUGUGGUGCACAAGGAGAUCAUUGAGAUCCUUAAGGCUGGAUUGAUAUAUAAACAACUAAGUGGAUUUAUUUAUUUGCAGGUUGGUUUUAAUAGAACCAACCAGCAGCAGCAGCAGCACAAUUCUCCAGGCAAAGUAGAAACCUGGCUGAGGCACAAGAAUUUAAACUUUUUUUACAAUGCUUGCAAGCACAAAACAAUUAUUGACUAGCCCACUAGGUUGGAUCCUCUCAUACACACAGGAUUCCACCCACACCAUCCUGCCCUUUUCCAAGAGUCAGACUAAAUGGUACAAAAUAUACUCAUCACCAGAGUCAGGCCUAACAAUCAAGUAGUCUCUUUUGUCCCAAAGACACAGCUAAACUGCUCUGCCAUACUACCAGGUUCCUGUCCAUCCCAGGUUAAAAAAAAAAAGUUCAUGUGGAAUUGUUUCUAAGGAAAUCUGGAAUACAUGUAUGGGUAGCUGAUGAAAAAGAUAGUCACUAUUUCUUGUGUAUAUUGUAUGUUCUCUUUAGGGCAUUCUGUGAAUUUUCUUAUAAAAUGAGAGCAUCAUUUAGAAUUAUUUUUCUACGUUUUCUCGCAUCAGCUCUAAGUCAUGUACUCAUUCCCAACAAAAUAAAGAGCAUGAGAAGUUAUUUUAAAUAA